AUGGUAGAUCCAGCUGAUCAGCCAUCAGAUACAACAACAACAACCACAACCACAACAACUAGUUCAACAACACCUACAGAUCCAACAACUAGGGCAGGUGACCUCAGCAUGAGUGACCUUGAAAGUAACAACAAUAACAAUUCAAUCCAAUCAACUUCCAUUCUAUUCCCGGAUAUAACUCCUACCAACACGCGUCCAGAUCCACUCCCAUCCGAUCUAUUCCAAUCAACUCUGGCCGCUUCGAAGAUACCGAUCUCCUCUGCCAUCGCCUCUGGUCAACCGGAUAAUAAACAUACACCUAUCAUUUUAAUACUAUACUUCAGAAACACAGUUUUGAUAAUAUUAAUGGAGAGUUGCAGUAAUCAAAUAGAUAAAAUAGUUGUUAAUCUAUCUCAUUUAAUAUUAAAUAAAAUAAUUUGUUAUUUAGAUCAAAACAUUGACAGAAUAUGUUUUAGUUUGGUGUGCAAGAGAUGGUUCAAUGAUAGAGAUAAAUAUUUAAUAUUCAACACUGAUAAUAUCUUUAUUACUCAUAAUCAUAAACAAUUCAAGUUACCUCCAUUCAACAACACUUUUAAUAAAUCGAUUCAAUCAAAGACUGAUUGUUCACUUUAUAUUGGAUUAAAUAACUUUGCUAGAGAACACGAUUUUUAUUAUGAUAAAUAUACAGACUUGAAAAGUAUUCCAUCUUACAUUUCAAUGAUCAGCUUACCAGGUGAAAUUAGCGACCGAGAGUAUUUCUAUCAAUUACUAUUGGAAUCACAAUCAGUAACAACAUUAUUCAAUGAAUCGCUUGUGAAAGGUUCACUUCCACCAUCUUUAGAAGUUGUUAGUUUCCUUAAUUUUUUCAAUCAAGAGAUUCAAGCAGAUGUACUUCCAGAAGGUUUACUUGUAUUAUAUUUGUACAACUCCGAAUAUCAAUUUGAAUUUCAACCAGGAGUGUUCCCAUCAUCUUCAAGUCCAUAA
Molecule: messenger RNA, 963 nt
Organism: Heterostelium album PN500
Lineage: Eukaryota; Evosea; Eumycetozoa; Acytosteliales; Acytosteliaceae
Exons: 4
Coding region: 1-963 (320 amino acids)
Source: RefSeq, a predicted model, not a curated record